AUGCGUAUCAAGUGCGAGCGCAGAAAGGUGUUCAUGUCGCCCGGCAUUGCCUCGCUCGUCUCGUAUCAAAUGGACCCGACAAGUUCUGCGCGCCGAGUGGCCAUGCGACUGUUGACCGCUUCGGACUCACCAAGGAAACCACAGGCACGAGGACCGUCGUCGUCCGUGUGCCUACCAUCAGCUGAAGACUUUGCGCUGGCGUCGCCCGUGCUGACCGGCAAAGCCGUUCCAGUGACCUCGCCGAAUCCGGCCAAGAAUCCGCUACCGGGGCUUCAAUUCGCCAUGUCAGUGCAGCGCGCCCCUGGUCGGGAGCUGCGGUUGCCAUCGUUCUCGAGCACGCCGUUUGACGAGCUGGAGACCGCGUCGACUCCUGCGGCAAGUAGUGCGGACGAAGAUGAGCUUGUUGAGAAGAGCACCCGACAACGACGCAAGAAGGGGACGCGACGAGGGACGCUGCACCCAGAAGCCAAGAACGUGCUGAAAGCUUGGAUGUUUUCCCCCGAACAUUUUGCGCAUCCGUACCCGAGUGAAGAAGAAAAGGAGGAGCUGGCAACUGAAGCUGGUAUCGAGGUCAAGCAGCUGUCCAAUUGGUUUACAAAUGCCCGGAAACGGCUGUGGCAGCCCGUGCUUCGCCAAUCUGGAGUUGAAGUCAAGAACUUUUUGUCUACAGGACGGGGCGGCCCGCGUGGCAAUAAGCUCGAGGUGCCAGCCAAUCUUCACGAGCUAGUGUCGCAGUCUCCUGUGCCAAGCCCAUCGAGUUCGCCUCGCAAGCGCUCGUGGGCGGCGAUGGGAGCAUACACCUCGCCUUGCAAAGUCUUGCUGAAUGGUGCGGAUGAGAGGAAGCACGAAAGUAAGCGCAGAAGGAGUGCUGGAGCUUCUGCAAGCAACGCGCGCUCGAAAGUGGGUAGCAGCUCGCACGAUGGACGAUUGUUUCCUCAAUUUCGAGAGCUAGAGCUGCUCGCGGCAACGUCACUGCUUGGGCUACAACACUUAUCGCAGUCAGUCCAUUAA
Messenger RNA from Peronospora matthiolae, 1011 nucleotides. The record is from the annotation of a GenBank genome assembly. NCBI's taxonomy places the organism in Eukaryota, Oomycota, Peronosporomycetes, Peronosporales, Peronosporaceae.